UUCCUCUGCGACUUUCCUCUUGGCAGAUAAGCCGGUCAUUGUACUCAAUGUGAUAGAUCUAGUGAUAUCGCUCCUUGUUCUAUUCAAAGACAUAAAAAGCUAUUGUUCAUAUGGCUGUAGACGAGACACCUGCUAACAAAGGGCUCUUUUCUUUCCAAUGUUCUCACCGACACAAUUCUAUUAUGAUCCCUGCUUCUCGAUAUGCUAUAUCUAAUACCAUAUCCCGAAGGAAAAGACAUCUUAGCAAACUCUUGUUACACUGGAGAAAACAUAAGAACAUAAACACUUACACAGUAUCACAACCUCUACUAAGCAGACUGAGAAGGAAAACCCGCAGAAGCUUCCACAAAGAACUCAUGUGCACCGGAACCUCAAUCAUCUGGCAAUGCAGCAACCAGGACUGCCGGGGCACAGUCCUCGUCGAGCGCAACUGGAUGAACUCUCAGUUUUGCUCCUGGGCCCGGUCUCGCCGUAUGCCCUGCCCCUCCUACAAGACCACAUGGUCCUCCACCGUGUGGAGGGACGCGGGCAAGGGCGUCAGCCACCGCGAAUCGCUGACGGACCCCAAGCGGGGCACCGCCUUCCUACGCUUCAACGAUUUCUACUGCCUCUACUGCGAGAUGGGCGGCUUCGAGUUCCAGAGGCUGGUAUUACACGGGGAGAGCGAGGCGCUGGACCAGGGCGCAUGGGGCGCAGUGGACGAUGGCGCGAGGGCGCAGUGGCUGUGGCGGAAGGCUGAGAUGCAACAGCAAGAGCAUGGUCUGAAUACGAGCAGGCAGAGGUCCUGGUACUCGAUGAUCCCGUGUGAUGGUGGUGAUGACACUACUUCUGUGCCCGUCGAGCUGGACAUCGCGAUCCCGGAGUCAGAGCUGAUGGGUAGUCUCUCGUUGUGUUCACAGGACAGCGGCGAGAAGCUUGCGGCGGCUGAAUCACCUGAUGAGGAUUAUGACGACGAAGAGGAGGAGAUUGUUUACAAAGGAAGGAAAUGCUACGCUAUGAGUCAAGUGUGUUUUCCUUAAAAGGAAUCUACGCCCUUAGGUAAGCUCUUCCCAUAAUUUCUUUGUUCGUUUCUCGGCAAUCGCCUUUUAACCCCCUAACAUCUAAUCGUACUGGUU
Molecule: messenger RNA, 1115 nt
Organism: Truncatella angustata
Lineage: Eukaryota; Fungi; Ascomycota; Sordariomycetes; Amphisphaeriales; Sporocadaceae
Exons: 1
Coding region: 111-1019 (302 amino acids)
Source: RefSeq, a predicted model, not a curated record